Hydra vulgaris (swiftwater hydra) is the source of this 1002-nucleotide messenger RNA. RefSeq names its product tubulin polyglutamylase complex subunit 2. Lineage: Eukaryota; Metazoa; Cnidaria; Hydrozoa; Anthoathecata; Hydridae. The record is from RefSeq and is a predicted model, not a curated record. Gene Ontology annotation, biological process: protein polyglutamylation.
GGGCAGGGCCGUUCCGAAGUGAUCUUAAAGGGGGAUUGACCUAUAUGUUUCUUGCCGAGUAAGGCCUGAAAAAAUUUUUGCCGACUUAUAUUUCAAAAAAAAACAAAAAAAAGCUCCUCCUUUGGCGACUGCCAAGUAUUAUAUUACUUGAACAAAAAUCAAAGAAAUUUUUAGUUUUUUAAUUUAAUCUUGGUUUUUAAGAAUGAAUUUAAGUUUAAAUUUUAGUAAUACUUUGGCUGGUAUAACAUUAGAUCUGAUACCAAUGUUAGAAAAUAACUCAAAUGUAGAAAUAGUUCAAGUUGUAGAAAAAGAGCCUGCUGAUGAGGCACUAUUAAGUGCAUGGGAGAAUGCAAAAAAUGUUGCAUUACCGAAGGAUUUGAAACAGUUUUAUAGAACAAUGAACGGGCUAGUAAUAAAUUGGAGUGCCAAACAAUGCGGCACAAUAAUUCCAGUUGGGGAUCUAAAAAUAAAUGAAAUCAAUUGUUUAAGUGAGUUAUCUCUUAGCAACUCCUUCAAAUCUACUGGUAGCUUUCAGCUAGAAGAUUUAGAUGAGGAUGAAGAUGAAUGUAACAGCAAAAUUCCUCGAAAAGUUACUUUUAAAGAUAAAUGUUUUGAAAUAUCUUCUUGUGAAGGAAAAGUUUGUUUGGUUUAUAAAAAUGUUUCCACUUGCUGUAGAAUGUGCUGUGCAGAAUCAUUUGGAAUUUGGUUUCUAGAUCGUUCAUUGAGAUGGCACUAUCUGGCAUCAACAUUUCAGCAGUAUCUUCGAAUGGCAGUUGUUCAUAUGGGUAUUAAAGGGUGGCAAUAUCUCUUUACUGAUGCUCAAAUUAGUCCAGAAACAAAGUAUUGGUUCAAUUUGUUCAUACCUCAACGUCUUCAGGUUAGAAAUGAUGAUAGUAAAGAAGGGAUUCUAAUACCAGACCAACAGUAGUGUGUGUGUAUAUAUGUAUGUAUGUAUGUGUGUAUGUAUGUAUGUAUGUAUGUAUGUAUGUAUGUAUGUAUGUA